Linum trigynum is the source of this 2752-nucleotide messenger RNA. NCBI's taxonomy places the organism in Eukaryota, Viridiplantae, Streptophyta, Magnoliopsida, Malpighiales, Linaceae. The record is from the annotation of a GenBank genome assembly.
UGCGAGUGGAACGAGAGUUCAAUGGUUGACACCCCGAUUGAUGCCUCCUUUCACCAGCGUACCGACGGCGGAACUUGUGAAGGUACAAGGAUAAAGAGACUGAUCAGGCCCCCUGCCCUCGCUCCUUUCUUUCUCCUUCCCCGUUUGGUAAUCUGUUACCGGGCUCUUCCCCCGGUUUGAUCGACUUACAAGGGACGGCCCCAAUCUGUCCCUUGCUCCUUCGUAAUAUUACUAACUGCCAAGCUUCUCCCAUAUCCUUUCAGGAAAAUACGAUGGCUCAUGUUGCGGAGGACCAUGUGGUUCAAUUUUUGCUAGAAGAAGUUCAAUCUGCAAGAUUCCGUGCCUACCGAACUUUGCUAGGGAUGGUGUUCACGGAAUCCCGAAUCACUCCGAUGGAGCUGCGAGAGGCUGUAACAAUGCCCUGGCUAGGCAGGGGUCAGCUAAGAGUCUCACAGGCUAAACAUGGACUGUUUGAGUUUCUGCUUACAAGCGAAGAGUCCAAAAUUUGGGUGCUAACGCGCUCCCCGUGGGUUGUCAAUGACAAAAUCUUAACCCUACGAUCCUGGACACCCGCCGUCACUAAGGGUACCUUCGAUGAGCUAGCAGUUGCCCUAUUUCGCAUCCAACUCCGGGGUGUAAAAGAGGACUUAUGCACCAAACAGUUUGGCCACAAACUUGUCUCAUCCACCAUUGGAUAGGUCCCGGAAGCGGGUGUUUUUCGCCUGCAAAUAGACUGCUUAAUAUUUCGUAAAAGUCAAGGCCCUUAUCUAUUUUACCAAACCAUUGCGAUCUCAGCUAAUGGCCGCUAGCGAGGAGAUUGAGUGCUUUUUGAUCAAUCUCAAGUAAGAAUUUCUGCCCAGCUUGUGCUACCUCUAUGGUCGGGUUGGCCAUUUGCAACGCAAGAGCUCCUUCGACCCACCAACUCGUAAGGAGAGGUUUGGACCUCACAUGACCACGAAAAAGCUUGGAAGAUCUCUGACAAGGAAGAGUCUCACCCAAAGUAUGGGUCAAUAAGGAUGUUCAGAAUAAUAAUAAUGUUAAAGAUAGAGUGACCCAAGCCCGAGGCAACUUGCCGGCGGAUGGAGAGCAGGAUCCGCUACAACUUCAGAAUCUGAAGUUCAGGGGUGACUCCUCCAAUCGACCCCAUGGCAGAGGAAGGGUGAACUUCAACCGGGAGACUUCACAACAAAUCUUGCGGCGCAACAGCCCACGUGGCUUUCGCAUUUCGAAAUCACCGCGGCUCCGUCCUCAACAUGGGGUUCGCAGGCCGCAUAAUAUCAAGUAGGGGCGGUUCGCUGCUGUGCAAGAGACUGGCAAUUACCGAGUCAGGAAGAUGAAUGAUGCGGGGGACAUGGAUGAUGACAAGCUUUGGAAAGAAGAGGUUGAUCCUUGCUGAGGAUUCAGAUGAUGAUUUUGAGUUCCAGGUGUAGGUAUGGUUGUCGUGCCUCAAUGCACUGAGUGGGAGCACACCCAGUAGCUCAUGCAGAAGGGCUCCUCAGAAAACUUGAUCCAUCCUAAUGACAAAGAAGGUGAUGAACUCGCUCACAAGGCUCAUCGCAGCUCGUGUGGUGUACACAAGGCCAAAGCCAAGCUGGGAGCCAAAUCUUCGCAAGGUGAAGGCUGUUGAUGCUCGUACUAAAGCUCCAAUAAGGCUUGGCAAUAAAUCCACUCGGGUGGAAGAAAAGAUGGUGAAACCAAAAGGUCGGCUCCGAAAGGGGACUACCCGUCCUAGUGCUAUGGGUCUUGAAGGCGAAGGAAGUGAAAAAAUUAUCCCAUCUCCACCGGGAGAAGACCCAGUGAGUCGUGUUGGGGACAAGGCUUUGGGAGGCCAAACUGAAUCUUUUUCAGCAACUUCCCCUUCGGAGGAUGACAUUCACUCCUUCGAAGUGAGAAAGCGUGUUCCUGAUGAGCCCGGAGCGAACAGGCGAUGCACCACUAAGGGUCAUGUUUGCCAGGUGGUUGCGGCUUUUGAAUCUGGUCUGUCCAUCAAGGGCGACGAACAUGGUGCUAAGGAAAUGUUGCCUCCUGCUCACGACAAGGAAGAAAAAACCCCCUCGGUGAUGGAUGAAUCAUGGUCCUGGAUACCGGAUUGGACCGGACGGUUGAAUAGGGAAAACCGGAAACCGGGCCAAAUCCAAAACGACAAGCUAAAUAUGGGCAGAUUGCCGUGUCGGCCGGUAUUUGCGGUGGAAUCGGCCUGCAGCGAAAUACCAGACGAUUUUGAUCAUUGCCGCCGAGAGGAAGAAUCGCUAGAGUCGACGACCUUGACUUCACCAACCCAUCUCCAUCUCCCUCUCCACCACCACUCACCUGCCAUCGCAGAGACCCAACUCCCCUUAGCUAAUUGAAGGGAGAAGAAGGAGAAGAGUAAUGGCGCUGGUGGUCUCCCAACUCCGGCGAUGCUCUCUCCACCUCCUUUCUCACUCCAACUACCUCCAAUCGUGGUUGCGGUAGCGUCAGAUAUGGCGGAGAAUGCCAAGAGCUGAAAGAGACGGAAAUCCAAGGUGGAAGGGAUGCAUGCGGCGGUGCCGGUGGGGAGAGAAACCUGAUGCUUGUUGUUGGCAAGGAUGAGAAGGCCGGAGAUAAUUAGCCGACUGGUAGAUCCGCAGGUAGUCGGCGAGCUCGGUUGUGGAUGGACUCAAUAAAUGAGGAAGGAAUUAGAGAUCCCCAAUUUCGGGGGUGGGGGAAGAAAUCCCAAACUCAGAGGGGAAAUUUGGUAAUUAUUUGUUAGAAAUAAAUUUUCAAAUUAAUA